AUGGAAAAAAUCCUAAUUUGUUUCCUCUUUUUCUUUGUCUCAGUCCAAAAAAUAGACUCUUUUCUUUUCUUCAGGCGUUUUAACGUCGAACUUUCUAAUAAACUUGAAGGUAACAAAAUACUAGAGGUCACUUGUAGUGAGAAAGGAGUAUCGACCCGAGUUCAGUUUCUUGAUUUCAAUUCUAGUUUCCUAGUCAAAUUUAGAAUUUAUCCAAAAACGUUGAUAUGGUGUAAUUUAUGGAAGGGACCUAAUUAUGUGCACCAUGUGAAAUUUAACGCAUUUGUUGGAAAUGAGAAAUUCAUACAUGAUGUAUGUGGCAGUAGGAAACCUGACGUGUGUUUCUGGCAAGCACGAGAAGACGGAGUAUAUGUACGCAAUAAUCCAACUGGUGCCUUUAAAUUUAUGUAUAAGUGGGAUAUUAAUUAA
Molecule: messenger RNA, 426 nt
Organism: Brassica oleracea var. oleracea
Lineage: Eukaryota; Viridiplantae; Streptophyta; Magnoliopsida; Brassicales; Brassicaceae
Exons: 2
Coding region: 1-426 (141 amino acids)
Source: RefSeq, a predicted model, not a curated record